Messenger RNA from Branchiostoma floridae (Florida lancelet), 5067 nucleotides. RefSeq names its product remodeling and spacing factor 1-like. The record is from RefSeq and is a predicted model, not a curated record. Gene Ontology annotation, cellular component: RSF complex. Gene Ontology annotation, biological process: regulation of DNA-templated transcription. The transcript has 17 exons. NCBI's taxonomy places the organism in Eukaryota, Metazoa, Chordata, Leptocardii, Amphioxiformes, Branchiostomatidae. Bases 119 to 4390 code for a protein of 1423 amino acids.
UUUUAUAGUUGAUAUUUUUGUUUCAACAUUUCGUGAUUUUGCAUUGUCCGUCCAGCUAACUUUCCGAUCGAUAGCGACAGUAUUCGGGUAAUCGGGAAAGCCGCUUCAAUAUACAAACAUGUCGGGCCCGGAGAAAGGAGUGGAUACGGAUCCCGACUAUGCGGUGGUUUGUGGCUUCCUCCGCCGCUACGGAGAGGCGCUGGGCCUGCCGCCCAUGUCCUAUGCCGAGCUGCAGAGAGCCUUGGAAGACACCACCAGGCUGAACCCAGACUUGAUCCUGAUGCAGGUCAAGUUGAUGCGGAAGAUCGGGAAGAGCGUUUCCUCGGACAAGUGGGAGAGGUACCUCGUUAAGAUGUGCCGCCAGUUCUCCCAGAUUGCAGCAUGGGAGAUGGAGCAGGGUGGGUACCAGGAGGUGGAUCCCAACAUCAAGCUCAAACUUCUCAAGUACCUGUGCGAGCGCCAGUUUGACGACAACCUGAAGUUCCGUGCCGAGGUGUUGAACAAGGAAGAAGCGGAUGAAAUGCGCGAGAAACCGCUUGGCCGAGACAAAAACGGCAUGUUAUACUGGUACAUGCAGGAUGCCGACACAAACUUGCACCUGUACCGAGAGGAGCCUGACGACCAGUACAACUCCACCUGGCAGGUGGUCUGCAGAACUCGUGAUGAGUUGGAAGGUCUCAUUGCGGAGCUGGAGGGGGGAGGCAAGGACACUCCUGAGAAUGAGGAGGAAGACGAUAAGUCGUCGUCCGCUGACCAGGCCAGUCUGGCCGGUAAGAUUAAGGACAAAUGUACCAAUGGUCAGUAUGAUGAGGAUAAAGAAAACAAGGAGCAGCCCCAAACAGAUGCCAAACCAGGAAAGGAGAACCAAAUACAGGAGGAUAAAGAAGACACAAAAACAGACGACAAGACGAAAAAGGAGAGUCAAACAAAGGAAAGCAAAGAAGACUUGAAGAAAACUGCCUCAGACGACAAGCCAAGUAGUAAGGAGGACACAGAAAAGCCCAUCACUUCCCAACAUGUUAGUGUCAUCGUGAAAAGAGAAAUCACCCCAGAACCUGUCGUGAAGGAAGAACCUGUAAAAUCCUCCCCAAAAGAAAAUGAUUCUUUGCCUCAAAACGAGGAUGACUCAACGAAAAAAGAGAGUGUUAUCGUGAAGAACGAAGUAGGUGCGGAAACGAGUGCCAAUAGCGCAACAUCUUCCAACCAACCAGAGGCCAAAGAGGAGAAAGGGGAAACGAGCAAAGGUGGCAGCAAACAACAGGAAUCGCCUCCGUCAAAACCGGUUAGCCACGUGCACAAGGGAAUCCACUCUAUCGAGAACAUCUUGCGCGACGUUCCCAUCAAGUGUGAAAGAGACGCUAUCACGGAACCGCCGUGUGUCGUAAGCGCGACCAUGGACCCUACCGUAGGACUGCAGACUUUUGCGAACGGAAGGUUACACUAUUGUAUGGGGGAGGGCAGCAGCAUGGACAGUGUACCAGGAAACAUGGGUAGUCAGGAUGAAGGGAAGGAAAGAAGGAACCCUACAGAAGGUGGCGGUACAGCCAAAGAAGACAACAAAGGUCCUGAAAGUAGAGAAACAGCAGCAGCAGUUGAAGAAGCUAAGAAUAAAGUAAGAGAAAUACUGUCCAAGAACACUUUAAACAAUUCAAGCAGCAAUACUGAUUCAGCAGGAGGGAGGACAGCCAAUGACAAGGAGGGUCAAAGGUCAGAAGGUGAUGACACUGGGAACAAGAUUCCUGAUUCCGGGAAGGAGAUGAAGACUACUAGUGAGAGGGAGCAGGUCUCCACCAAUCGUGUCUCAGAUGACACUCAGGACAGACAUGAGAGUAAAAAAACUGAGUCAAGGUCAACGAUUGAACCUGAACAGAGCAAGGUCAAAGAAAAAGAAAAGGAGGAAAAAGAAGAAGAAGGAGAAAAAGCCAAAAAUUCUGGAGCAAACACUACAUCUCAGAGUGAGAGCACUGGGAAAAAGAGUAAAGAACCUAAGGCAGCUGAGGAGGGUGUAGCCAAAUAUGGUGAAAGGAGUCCAAAACCUGGGAAGGAGAGUGAGAAAUCUGACGAAAAAGAAGAAGAGGACCCUGGGAACAAGAAUGUGGAUUCUUGUACAAAUAAGGAUAAACCGGGGAACGAGAGCAAAGAACCUGACAUUACUACUGAGGACACUGUUAAGGAGAGCAAAGAAUCAGACAAGAAAACUGAGAGCACUGAAGAGAAGAGCGACCACCCUGAAAAAGACACAGAAGACGACCAGAAGGAAGAGACCACUGAAAAAGUUACCCUAGAAACUUCUGAAGAAACCACAAAACCACAGAGGGGCAGGAAAAGAGGAAGAAGGGGUAGGAGGAGUCUUAAAGAAACUUUCAAGAAACAAGUGAAGGAGAAAGAUGAGGAUGUGGAAGGGAAGGAAGAGGAGGGUGAAGAUCUGGAUGACAGUAGAAGUGUGAGUAAAGACUCAGAGAGCAGUAAGGAGGCAGUCAGUGCCCCCAUCAGGAGAAGUACCAGGGCCAGGAAAGCUGUGACUCAAGUCUACACACCUGAAGUUAAGAAGAAACCUGUGACCUACCCAAAAGAGCCAUCGGAGCCAUCCCUACCCCCCUCCCCAGAACCGGUCAAGAAGAAGACCAGAGAGAAGAAGGGGCGUGGCAAGAGGAGGGGUCGUCGUAGGAAGGACAGCACGAGUGAAGAGUCAUCAGGGGAUGAAGAAGAAGAUAGUUCAGAGGAGGAGGAGGAGGAGGAGGAGAGUGAAUACCCUACUGAAGAUGACUCCCCCUGCAGUAAAUGUGGCAUGUACAAUCAUCCUGAAUGGAUCCUCCUGUGUGAUAAGUGUGACAGUGGUUAUCACACGGCAUGUUUGCGGCCCCCUCUGAUGAUGAUCCCAGAUGGAGACUGGUUCUGUCCCAGCUGUGAACAUGUGCAGCUGGUGAGUAAACUGAGAGAAGCCUUAGCAGAAGUGGACCAGGAGCUCAAGAAGAAACAACGGGCAGAGCGAAGGAAGGAGAGAUUGACGUACGUCGGGAUCAGCCUGGAAAAUGUCAUUCCUGAGCCUGAUCGUGAGUCUGAGAUGGUAGGUGACGAUGAUGAAGAACGCAGCAGACCCCGCCACCAGCACAAGAAGAAGAAGAAGCAGCAUCACCACCACCGUCAUCGGCAUUAUUACGAUGACGAGAAACCCGUCAAGACAAUCGCGGAGAGACGCACGUCGCGGCGUACAAGAAAGGACAUCUCGUACAGGUUUGAUGACUUCGAUGAGGUCAUCAAUGAAGCCAUUCAGGAGGAUAUUAAAGCAUCAGAAGGUGCAGGGGGAUAUGGUGGGAAGGACAUAGAGAACAUCAUUGCUGCAGAGGGAGGUGCAGGAGGCUAUGGUGGGAAGGACAUUGAGAACAUCAUCGCUGCGGAGGGCGGUGUAGUGAAAAAGGAGGGGCCAAAGAAGGGUCGCCGGCGUCGGCUCAUGGACCUGGAUGCUGACAGUGAAGAGGAAGUGGGGAGUGAGGAAGAGUACAACAUGAGCGAAGGAAGUGAGCAGAGUGAAGCAGAGGAGGAGCCCAGUGAGCCCAGCGAGCCCAGCCUGAGUGAGAGUGAUGACUCCCUGGCACAGCGGACCAGGAGGAGGUUUCGGGGGCGCCGCUCCUCCAAGGCCACCCGAAGGAGUUCCCGGCUCAGGUCCGGUUGCAAACGGCGGUACUGGGACUCCGACGAGGAAGAUGAAGACAUCGAAGACGAACAUUCCAGUGUGAGUAGUGAGAACAUUCCCAGGUGGUCAGGUGUGAGGACGUACUCUGCUCGCCGACAGAAGGUCUGCUACAAGGAGUCCUCCAGCAGUGAGGAGGAACAGGAGAAGACAAAAAGAGAGCUGCCAGACUUGGAGUGGGAGCCAGAGGCUGCAAAAGAGGAGGGUUCACCCAGAAGAAAACGGCCGCGCUUGGAGACCAGCAGUGAAAGUGAGUCCAGCUCAGAGGACACCAGGGAGGAACCGAGGAAACCCGCCAGACGACAGCUCGAUACUUCUGAAUCUGAUGAAGAAGAGGAGGAAGAAGAAGAAAAAGAAGAAGUCAAAGAAGAAGAAAAAGAUGACCAGGAAUCAAAAGACGAAAGUAAGGAGGAAGAUUCCAAUAAGAAAGAACUGUCUGAAAAUGUCCAAGAAGAAAAGGACAACAAAGAAGACACAUCGACAGAAGGGAACAAGAUGGGAGUGUCGUUUCAGCUUCCCAAAGUCUCUAAAUCCCUGGAGAAUUCUCCAACGACGGACACACUGCCUCUUCCCGCGCAGAUGACACAAAACGGUACCCAUGAUUCUUCAGGACGGAGUAGUCGGCAAUCGGGAGAAGACGAAGACGAACUAUUGGCCAAUGUCAUGGACUUGGUCGCGUAUGUCACAGAAGACGACUGAUGUCCAGCGUUCUCCUGGUUGUACCUCUCUGUGACUUAUACUGUCUUAAAGUCUUUCCUACAUUUUCUUGGAUCAAGUUGCAGUAAAAAAGCAUUCAGUGGUGCCACCUAGUGACCUAAGCAUGUAUUACAUUGUCUAUGUACAUUGUUCUAGUAUGUAAGAUUAAUGAUUGUUUUAUCUCACAGGUCUUUCUGCAACAAUUUUGUAAAGAUUUCAUAGUCCUCAUGCUUUUUGUCUACUUCAAUCAGUUUAAGGGUUAUUCCAUUGUAGGAGGGAGGGGAAAAUUCAGAUCAUCUUAUUCCACCCUCCAAAGAAAUGUAGAAUGGAAUAACCCUUAUAGCUUCUAUGGGAUUUUGCUUUGGUACAACUACCUGUAGGAAGGACAUACUGGAACAAUACCAAAUAAGUACCCCAGCACCUAUGCUGUACCAAUCCAAAGUAGAUGUACUCUAACCGUUCAAUUGUGAACCAUUCCAAAGCAGCUUUGUACUGAACCGCUUGCUUGUAAAUAACACGUAUCGCUUGAAGUACUAGUAGUUGGUGCUGACACUGUGGUAUAUUUAAACCAACUUGUAAACUUGUACAGAGUUCAGUGUUAGGUUCCUUCAGUUCCCAUCAAAGUGAUAGACCUGUUGUGGGAGGGGGGCAAUCGUAACCAUUUCUUCUGUUUGCAAAUU